CAUAUUCUUGAUAGCUCAAAAGGCCCUAACAGAAUGGUAUAUAAUAUAGUCAAAAAACAUUUGCUAUCAGUUUUAUUAUGCGCGCCUUAAAUUAUUUAUUCAUUAAGCUAGCUGUCAGAUUUGUUAUUACGAAAAGUAUUUGUUUAAUACGUUGACAAGAUAGCAGCCGAAAAAUGUGAAAUUUUGUAUAUGUGCUCAAUUUUUUCUCUUGUAGAGUGAUAUUUGUUGAAAAUGAUGUAACUAACACAUCGAAACCUUGAAUAAGUGAGCAACGCAGAUAUUGGUAAUGAAAUCAGUUCUCUCCGACUAAAACUUAACAAUAUCCAACUCGAAGCAGACAGCUUCGUAGUGGCCAGUAGGCAUUUAAAGGCCGAGUUGAAUUAUAUAUAUAUCUACUCUCUGUGAUAGCUUUCUUUUCUAGAAGAAUGGGUUCCUGUUCUCUGCGAAGACUUUUAUCGCACUCCAUGAUGUUUUUGAAAAGGUUAUUCAAGCGCGAUACGUCUUAUGAUAAGAAUGUUGACGAAGUUCGUCUGCACGAACUUGGUUAUAAACAAGAAUUAAAACGUGGACUUAGUACAAUAUCCAACUAUGGUGUCGCUCUCUCAAUUAUUAGUAUUAGCUCUGGUAUUACAUCACUAUUUGGAUAUGGAAUGGUUACAGGUAAACACUCACAUCAUUCGCUAUUUAUGCGUUCGUUAAUGAAGUGGUUAUCUUUGCACGACACGCUAUUCUACGGUAUAAUGAAGACGGAGAAAAUCUACAUAAACGAU
Didymodactylos carnosus is the source of this 770-nucleotide messenger RNA. The record is from the annotation of a GenBank genome assembly. NCBI's taxonomy places the organism in Eukaryota, Metazoa, Rotifera, Eurotatoria, Philodinida, Philodinidae.